Molecule: messenger RNA, 2952 nt
Organism: Histoplasma capsulatum G186AR
Lineage: Eukaryota; Fungi; Ascomycota; Eurotiomycetes; Onygenales; Ajellomycetaceae
Exons: 4
Coding region: 1-2952 (983 amino acids)
Molecular function (GO): protein binding
Source: RefSeq, a predicted model, not a curated record
AUGCUCGGCAUUAUGUCCCGCACUGAGGACAAUACUCGGCCGUUUCGGCCAUAUCGUAGUGACGCACACGAAGACACCAAAGAGUUGACCUAUCCGCCAACAUUCCCCGCUCCGCUUGACCAAUCCAUCCGUGGAGACGUUAACCCUCACUCCCACAGAAAGAUACUCAGCCAGGAAGAGACGCUUGAGCUCGCAAAGCGGGCUGUGGAAAAUGGUUUGCAGGAAACGAAGCGAUCAUUGGCAGGAAGCGAGGCGGUCGAUGAUGUAGUCAGACCAAAGCUGACUAUUGACUUGGGCCAUUCUAAUAUCGGGUCUAUUCCGGAAUCUAUGGUGGAUGUUAUCAAAGACGAAGUCGCGAGGCUAUCCCUGUCCAAUAACCAUAUUGACCAUAUCCCUGGCCGAUUUUCAGAAUGCACCCACCUGCGGUAUCUCAAUAUCCGGGCGAACAAUUUCACCCAAUUCCCCAAAGAGGUAUUCGGUUUAACAUUUCUCGAAAUCUUGGAUCUUAGCCGGAAUAAAAUUACCAAAAUUCCGGAAGAAAUCCGGAAGCUUACGUCAUUACGAGUCCUGUCUAUCAUGCAGAACCUCCUGGAUGAUUUACCGACAGAAUUGGCGGAUAUGACCAAACUGCAGGUUUUGAAGGUUUCAGGCAACUCGCUAAAGUACCCUCUCAAACGAGUUCUUGAACUGAAAGAAACGGACGUUUCAGCAUCUGAGAUGACAGACAAUGAGAAAGAAACUGCAAUCACGGCGGAACUAAAAUUAUUCUUGAAAACUAGACAGCCUGUAACAUAUGUUGAAUUUGAUGCUGGAAGCGAGAGCAGCGAAACGUUGGUCGACACUCCGAAACCUUUAAAGCGUGGGAACCGAUUCCCCGUAAUCCCAAGAACGAAUGGGUCCGAAUCGGCCCACUCAUCCAGAUCUCCUUCGUUGUCACGGCCACCCCCAAUCCCGACUCGCUCUCACCAUCGAAUGGCGUCCGGGCAGAAUGGUGUUUUACAACUCGGCGUAAACUCACGCACAGGACUUGCAACAUAUUCGGGAACCAGCGAGCGAAAUCGAAGUAAUAGUGAAGGUGUGAUCACAGGGCCAGGUGCAUCUCGAAGUAGACGUAUGGGAUUAAUCACUUGGAAAAACACAGAUCUCGGAACGCUGGACGAGGGGCGACCAUAUCGUAACAGCCACGUGCGUGGUUUGAGCCACGGAUCUAUCUUGCGAUCUAAACAUGGUGGAAUGUCAGGAGGGGGUAGCAGCUCGUCUAGCCCCGGUAGCCCGAGAGAACGGAGAAAGUUGAAGGACGCCUUCAUUCGCCGAAUGUCAAGCCUUCCAGAACACCGAAUCAAAGUGGCAGGACAGGAACCUAUCAUCGAUGCUGCAAAAGGAGUGCUAUAUGCCCUUUACCAACUCCACCCCCAUGUUUCCUUGUUAAUAAAUGUGCUCAAGGGCGAGGACGCAAGGAGAAAUAGCCUUGAGAUUGUAUUUUACAACGCAGAAACUCAUCUGGAGCGGUUGAAUGAUGCGUUAGAAAGUGCAGGCCGGGUCGACCUCCAAGAUGCUGAUGGGGUAAUGAGAGUGUGCGAAGUCGUAAAACGCGAGUGCGAAACUUGUAUCAUGGCAUACAUACAUGUUGCCACGCAACUUCGACUCGCUGUUGGCAGGGCAGUUUCCUUUGGAGAUCCCAAGUUCCUCCGGUCGUUAUUGCUCAUGAUAUUUGGGAGCCUGACUGAACUUCGAAAUGCUUGUUCUCACUUAGGUAUUAACUUGCAUUCUGAACAGCAAAGCUCUUCCGGGAAAAAGAGUCAAGCCUCCACUUCGAUGGCAAAGAAAGGGCAACCCGUUAUUACAGGCGAGUCGGCCGUAACGCCUACCGCGGAGAAAACUCCACCAACAAGGCGAUUACGCAGUGAUACUACGAUUGUGCAUCCUAUAGCCGUUCCCAAUUCAAACAAUGUGAUUUACCAGCAGCCAAAUUCAAACAGCACGCCUGUUCAAUUCAACGCUCCCUACACACUGCCGUCAGUGCCGAUGUCACCCCAGAACUAUGGCUGCCGAAGCCGAUCGAGCAGCAGAUCCAAUACCCGAUUAACUUCGGGUUCGCCGUCAUUAGCCAACACCCCGCGGUCCGGCGAAACGUUCGGCACAACCAAUACCUUAGCUUCUAGUCGUACCAACAUAUAUGCGGCUUUAGAUGAAGUUGAGGUGGAGCGAAUAUUUGAGAAGAUAUUCUUCCAGCUCACAUCUGCCUAUACAGCGGCGCUACAUGCCCUACCCUAUGCUGCUCGGCAAUUUACCCAGUACCUUGAAUUAGCUGAAGAGACAAGAGCACCAGAAGAACUACGAAUCCUUUGCCAUAGGCUGAUUCUUCGGUGUCGUGUCUGUCAAGAUGUAUCAGAAUCACUACGUCACCGCCUCUCAAACAUGACAUUAAAAGAGCCUGGCUAUGGGACUAGGAACCAGCGCGAGUUUUGGCAACUUUGCAAAACUUUCAUUCAGGUAUUCGUCGAACUAGUGACAGACAUGCGGGAGGCAAGGAAUUUCAACCUCAUCAAUCCUGAAGUCGUCAUUGUACUUCGCCCUGUGCAGAAGGCAAGCAGAGAAGCCGGUCGGCUGAUUGAUGCGUCUCCUUGGUCUUACCUCGCUGAAUUGAACACUUCCAACCCGACGACAUUUUAUCCACCUCAGACCCAAGCCCAGCAUUUCCCACACUACACCAAUUCUUCAACAUCGACGAUGUUGAGUACGGCCUCGACGCUGACCAAUGGAUCAUCAUCACAGUUCGUACCUCUUCCUGCAACACCAUUAAGCGCUGCACUUGGUCCAGCAGCUCAAGCAACAGUACCAUCAACACCUGCGAGCGCGUAUAGUGACCGAUUCUUCGCGGGCGAUGUGUUCCAAAGAGCAGACUCUGUCCUCAACACUGCCAACCCGGCACCCAUGUUUGCGCGUCGAUGA